Molecule: messenger RNA, 1823 nt
Organism: Crotalus tigris (Tiger rattlesnake)
Lineage: Eukaryota; Metazoa; Chordata; Lepidosauria; Squamata; Viperidae
Gene: RTN4IP1
Product: reticulon 4 interacting protein 1
Exons: 9
Coding region: 37-1254 (405 amino acids)
Cellular component (GO): mitochondrion
Molecular function (GO): zinc ion binding; oxidoreductase activity
Source: RefSeq, a predicted model, not a curated record
AAAAGAGGCUUACCAUUUCUAUUGUCUUUUGCAAUAAUGUUGCUAAGGGGCUACACACUUAGGAGGAAAGUAUGUUCUAAAUUGUUGGACUGUCUUAGCCUGGCUGGAUUGAGGAAGAGUUUGAGUCUACAGCCGCUGAGUAGAAAGUUCCACGUUUCCUGUCAAAGAUGCUCAACAAUGCCUUCCUGGGUGAUUGACCGCUAUGGGAAAAACGAUGUACUCCGACUCACAAGUAACAUGACAUUUCCUGCAAUUCGCCUCCCUAAUGAAGUUAUUAUUAAAGUUCAUGCUGCAAGUUUAAAUCCCAUAGAUGUUAACAUGCGAAAUGGCUAUGGAGCUUGUGCUCUAAGAGCGAAACGAGAUCCGUUACACAUUUCAGAAAAAGGCAAUGAAUUUCCUCUAGUUCUAGGUCGAGAUGUUUCUGGGGUUGUUAUGGAAUGUGGACAGAAUGUUUCCUAUUUCAAACCUGGAGAUGAGGUAUGGGCAGCAAUUCCACCCUGGAAACAAGGUACCUUGUCAGAGCUUGUUCUAGCAAGUGGAAAUGAGAUAUCAAGGAAACCGAAGCGUCUCACUCACACUGAAGCUGCGUCCUUGCCUUAUGUUGGCCUAACAACAUGGUUUGCAGUGUCCAAUGCUGGGGGACUUGAUGCAGAAAAUUGUCCUGACAAAAGAAUAUUGAUCAUUGGUGCAUCAGGUGGAGUGGGUACCUUUGCUAUACAGUUAAUGAAAGUUUGGGGUGGUCACGUCACAGCAGUGUGUUCUCAGGAUGCCAGCGCAUUGGUAAAACGUCUUGGAGCAGAUGAUGUAAUAGAUUAUAAAUCUGGAAAUAUGGAAGAACAGCUCAAAAAUUUACCCAUGUUUGAUUUCAUCCUGGAUAAUGUUGGUGGAUCUACUGAAAACUGGGCUCCUAAUCUGCUCAGAAAGUGGUCAGGGGCCAGAUAUGUGACUUUGGUAACACCUUUUUUAGUGAACAUGGACAGACUUGGCGUAGCUGAUGGCAUGCUACGGACUGGCAUCACUAUUGGCGCAAAAGUUUUGAAGCAUCUUUAUAAUGGGAUCCAUUACCGAUGGUCAUUUUUUACAUCAAGUGGUCCUUAUCUGGAUGAGAUUGCAAUUCUCGUUAAUGCAGGAAAGAUACAUCCAGUUAUUGACCAAGUCUUUGAAUUUUCUGAUGUUCCCAUGGCCUUUCAGAAGAUGGAAAGAGGGCAUGCACGUGGAAAAACAGUGAUCAAUGUAAUUAAUAAAAAGGAUUGAAAUCUUUGUUUCUGUGAUAUUUCCUUUGUAAAAAUUAAUUUUCUUAGAAAUUCUUGCGCUACAAAUAUUCUGUUAGCCACUUGUAGGAAUUCCUACUUCAAAACAGGAACAUAACUCUUUGGAAGUAUUCUACUUUCGUAUUAACCUUUUAACAUUUUCCAACUGAAACUUAUAGAAUGUUUUUGUGCAGUCCCUUAUUAUUUAAUAAUAAUGGGGUGGAGAAAUAAAAAAAAACCCGAUUCUUUAUCAUGCAUUAGUAUGAAGUUGUUGGGAAGCUUUAGAAGUUACUUAGUAUUUGUAGAAUGGCUACAUUGGACCAGAGUUAUAUGUAGUUGAAAAUGUUGGUCGCUUUAGAUAUAGAUAUCAUAAGUUAAGUGUAUUAGUCUCCUGGUUCUAUGAAUAUUAAUUACCCUUACAGGGUGGAAUCAUGUACAUGCAAAUAUAUGUUUGGUUUGUCCACCCUAUUGAUCUAACUAUUGGUGGGAUUUCUAUUCAGAGUUUAUGUGGGUAUGUGUAAAUGCAGCGAUGGUUCUCUGUGGUAAUUAAAAUGUGCUUUUUGUUCAUCUGAA